GUGCUCACACAGCUGGGCAGCAGCAGAAUUAUAGGGUUGCAACCCAGAGUCUCACUGCAGAAUAUACUGAUAACUACAAGUCUAGCAAGGCGAGCAUCUGCGCUAACCUGGAGAGCGCAACAAGAAUGAUCAGAUCGUCCGGAUCCGAUAGCUGUUCAACUCGCCCAGUUUCGAGCUGGGCCGGUGCCGGAUUGUCGGUGCUUGUAGGGAAACGAAGGCUGUAGAAUAAUUAUUUGCUUGGAGCUGAGUUCAUUCUGCAGCACGCACGCAGCUUGUGCCACGUCACGAGUGGUUUUGACUAACUCCACAGCAUGGAGCGGGAGCGCAACUCUUCGUCGCCAGUUGACAUUGCUCGUAGAAGAGAACCAUCAUCCUCGGUUUUCCGUAAGCCAUCUGGACAGGAGUAACGCACCGGACGCCGGAGUGCAGGCAGAGUCGAAGGCGGUGGUGGACUGCUGCUGAUUCAGCGCUGCGGUGCGCGGCAGCAUGGCCACUGGUGGGAUUCUCAAUCACUCCACGUUUCUGCCGUGUAAACUGCUGUUGUACGGUCCGGUGGGCACGGGACGUCGCACUCUCAUCACGCGCCUGCUGGAUGGGCGGUGUUUGUCUGACUGGAAGGUGGAAGACAAGAACUUGGUGAAUAUCAGCGGGGAGAAUGCGUUGGCAAUGGGGCCUAUUCCCCUCUGCGGCACCACCGUACAGCUCAUUUGCCUGAGAAACCCGAAAAUCGAGCAGCACCUGGAUGCUGGUGCAGUGGUAAUACUGUACGAUGUAACAGAUGAGCAAUCUCUCAAGUAUGCACAUCGAUUUAUUCUGGAGAUCCAGCACUCGGCGCCGUCAAUGCCGGUGUUACUGGUUGGCAACAAGUUAGACUUGCAGUCUGACACAACUCUGACAAUGGCAGCUGUUCAGGCUCAGUUCUCACCACAGUGGUCCAAUGUCCAUCGUCACUUCCAGCUCAGUGCUAUGCACGGUCAUGGCAUGACUGGGUUUGUAGCGGCAGCAAUAGCCAUUCCAUUCCUCAAAGCACAGCAUACAAAGUUGUCGCAUCGAAGCAUGGAUUGGAACGUUGUUGCUGAGCAGGCUAUGCUGUGGGCGUUUGAUCACAGUAUGGAUUCCCUGGUGAGCUACCUGAAGAGCGCCGGCAUGCGUCUAUCAGCCACUGUCAUACAGCUGCACGCCGCUGCUGUUGAGAAACAUCUGCAUCGCGUCAAGCCCUGGAGAGCCAUUAAUGUAGCUGCAACGCAAUGCGGCAAGCCUUGUCGGCGCAUUUGGAAGUCGCUGUUGACACCGAAAAAGCCCGAGGAGAACGAGGACGAGAUGAGCGACGAAGAGAAAGAGAUAAUGAUGGCUAUGAUGAACGGUACGAUACUGGUACACGAACAUAAGUCACCUGCAACUGAUGGUGAUCCGUGGCAGGCAAUCGACGUGGACAGUGACGGCGAGGAUGUGCGCGGUGGCAAUCCGGAUAUGGGAUGCUGUGUCCAGUGGAGCAGGAUGAUGCUGGAAACGUUUGUAUCGUCAUGGCUGACGCAGUCGUGUACGGCGCUUGGCAGUGAAGUCAUCACGCACCUCAGCCUCUCGCACAACUGCCUGACGUUCAUUCCGCUGGAGGUGUAUCGCUUGCCGUCGCUCGUCUGCUUGAUUGCAUCCAACAACUACCUGACUGAGAUUCCCGACGGGGCGCAGUGGGCUCGCCUCUCCAAGCUGCAGUUCUUGGAUCUCAGCUGCAACCGUAUCGUUCACACUGUGGAUAAUGGUGCUGGGUUGAUGCGCAGUGCGGCCCCUACCCAGCGGAGAGAAGCAUUCAUGGCAUCUUCCAUCAGUCCAUCCAGUGGUCCAAGGCUCAAGCCAGGAGACCUUACCCAGAGCCUUGCACCUGGUGCUGUAUCGCCAAUGUUAGUGUACGAUGACCCGCGCUACAGUCUAGCACCGCUGCUCUGGUUCAUGGAUUUGAGUCGUAACAAGAUACGGCAGCUUCCAGCCUGGAUUCUACGACUGCCUAGCCUGUCCUGCCUGGAUCUCUCCUAUAACCGACUACAAGACCUACCUUCGAGUUUGACGGCACUGACUUCGCUACAGGAGCUACGCGUGACCGACGUGGCCAGCAUCCCACAGCACAUUAUCAGUAGUGGCAGUGCGUCGUUGCUUGGCCACCUCGGCCUCACGCACAAUCAAGUCAUGUCACCCAGCAGCCCUACCAGCAGUGCAAGCAGCAGCAGCAGCAGUGCUGAGGAACGGCGCCUUCAACUGGUUGUGUUUGGACCGGAAGGCUCUGGCAAAUCCACACUGGUACACAAUCUAACUGGGAAGAAGUUUGAGGAGACGGAUUCUUCAGCUCAAUAUCUGACUUACCAACGCUGGCUGCUCAACUCACCGGACAGGCUGCGCUUCUUCAAACCCGGAGUGCAGGUAGACCUGUGGGACUUCAGUGGAAAAGAGUUGGUGCGUCCCCUGCACUCGUCCCUGGGAUCGCGCUACGCACUGCACCUGGUCGUGUGCAGCAUGGUCGACGUACGGCAGAGCUGCCAGAGCAUGGCGCGCUACCUGGUGCAGCUGCAGACCCUGCACAGCGGAGCCCUGCUCGUGAUCGUGGUGUUCACUCACUACGACCAGUGCGGGCCCAACAAGGCGGUGCGCGAGGCACACAAACGCCAAUGCCAACAGUGGUUGGCCAGAAUUCAGGAUGAGGACAUCCCCUGCAUGGACGGCAUUCUGUGGCCAUCGACAUGUCGGCCACGUAUCCUCGGUGGUGUGUUUGUGUCCACACCGAAAGGCACUGGAUUGGGUGAGCUUCAGUCGAUGAUCUACAGCACAGCUCUGGAACUGACGUCACCCCAGCCAACCAGUGGACCCGGCCAUCGCAUUGCCUUGCCCAAACACUGCAUCGCCACGGAGAAGGCAAUCACGGCCUGGAGGUCCAGUGCGGAGGGCUACUCCGCUCCUAUGCUCGUCUGUGCCACAGAUCUAUGGCAGAAACUGCACAAGAAGGAAAUGCUGAAGCUUGCUCUGAAUGAGUUCAUCAAUGCGUUGACACUGCUGGGAACGCUUGGCCUGUGCACGUUCUUUCCGCCGACAGCCAACUCGUCACACACCACCGGCGUACUAGUCCUUGACCAGCACAAAAUGUGUAACAUGCUGGCCGACGUGCUACGCUUGACUGACAAGAUAUCCCGUGCCGCCGACGACCCAUCGGGCAUCUUCACACAGGCCGACCUGGCUAUGAUUCUGACCGGCUAUUUCACCAAGGAGGACGAUGUCGACGAUAGGCUGCCCUGGCAGUACCUCUCCGUGAUCGAGUCGGUGAAUAUCUGCACGCCGCUCUCCAACGGCACGAUCUUCACGCCAUCGGGGCUGGCUGUACGCUUUGCCGACGUGUCUGCACCACUCGUUUGGAGUGAACGAUCAGUAGCGCGGCUGUUCUGUGUGCCCUGCCUGUCACCCAUCUUCUGGAGCUUGCUUCUGCAGCAGCUGGCUUGUAAGUUGGAGUACGUUGGCUUCUUGUACGCCACACUGCCGGAUAAGGAAUUGGCCGAACUGCUAAGCGGCAUGCAUCGCAAGGCCAUCUUCUGGCGAACGGGCUGCCUGCUGCGGAGUGAAGGCUACCAAGCCCUAGUGCGUGCUACUCCCCAGCGUGUACACUCGCCUUUGUCUAGCCCCAAGCCAAGUAGGGGAUCAGUGGAUGAUAACUCAGAACCGGCCCUGAACUACAUUGAUGUGCUUGUAGAGGCAUCGGAGAACUUUGUCUCCGUCAAACUCCUGCAAGUCAUCACUCAGGCCAUUGUAGAUACCAUCAAGUUGUGUUCUCGUAAUGUGGCGCUGGUGGAGACCAAGGGAGUGCUGGAGUGCUUGCUGAUAUGCCCAGCAUGUCGAGGCUCCACGCCGCUACAGCACUCUCUCUUGGGCGACGUGUACGCACGCUCAAUGUACCACUUUACUCUGCCGUUCUGUAUCAUGGCGCUAGAUGCGCAGAUGGAGGACAACAAACGCCGACGCCUGUCUUCCUCUGCAAAGUCUAACGACAUUCAGGGCAAGCUUGGCUGUGCCAAGAACCGUGUCCUUGUGCCAUUGAAGAUGCUUAUACCCGACGUGCUCUGUGAGGACCUGCGCGAAAUUCUCACACCCACCAACCCAUUGGCAGGAGCAGUGGGAAGCUCUGUAGCACAAGCUGGCAGGGUCUUUGCCUCUCUGCCGAGAAUCGUCAACGGCAAGAUUGUGGCGUCCGAUCAGACAAUGUCGAGUAAAGUGUUCACGCGGCGUUUCCCGGUGAUGCCAUCCUCCAUGGCAGUGGACUACUUGCUCCAGCCUUACAAUGAGUUGAGGUGGAGGACGGAGACACUUCUUCUCGUCGAAAGGGAAGGUCUUUGCCCUCGUCCUGGCUCACUGGUUGGUCACCCGCCCAUCUUACGCUUACCUGCGCCGUUCAAGUGCUCGCUAGCUGGUCAGAUUGAGCGCACUGGUAGGGGCUUCAAGCGGCAGCAUGCGCAUUCCAUUGGACAUCAGUUGGUCAGCGGUCUGCAGUACCUGGUCGGCAAGGGUGUGGUACACUGCAGUCUCACCGUCGACUCCAUCCACAUCCACGACGGCCGGACGCUGAAGAUCUGCCUGUCGGACUCCGGACUGCGGCAACUGCAGUCCAACGAUGAUGUGCAGGAAAUGUUCAUACAGCUGGGAGUAGUGCUGUACGAGGUAGUCAGUGGCGAGCGACUCCUGUGCGGAAUCCUCAACACGAAGCAGCUGGUGCGUGCGUUUCGCAGCAAGCGACUGCGGCCGAGCUUGGACGAGCUCAUGCUGGACAUCUUUCCGCUGCCCAAGGAAGAGGAUGAGGUGAGCGACAGGCAGGGUUUGCAGCCACACCAUCAGCCGCGUAUGAGAUCCGACACGACGUCAAGCAUCGUGACACCAACAGGUCGCCGCUGCAACAGCGACGGAACGCACCGACGCCGGCGUCAGGAACGUGACCAUAACAACGUGCAGCGCUGGAGGUCCAACAGCGAUGUGACAAGAGUGACACAGGUGGAUAUCGAUCGCCUGCUCUCAAGCUGCUCUAAGCUCUGCAUGCAGUCCGUCAUGGAGAAGUGCUGGUCGUUAGCCAAUCGCCAGCAGAUAUGCGCUGACGAUGAGUUUGAUCAUUUGAGGAGAAUGCUGGCUCUAUGCUGUGCUGCAACGCAAUGGUCACCGGCCUGCUUGGAUCAUCACAUCACUGCUGCGGCGCACUAUUCCAGUAAGAAGACCUUAGUGUGGGCAACUGGUGUCCCGCGUAUUCAACUUGGCCGACUCGACUUGGUCAACGGUGUGUCUCAGCCGCAGCCCAUAUCCUUCAUACCUGAUACCAUGCCUCAUCUUCGCCGACGACACGUGGCUGUGCGCAGCGAGGAGCGCGUAACAAGCAUAGCCAUUGCCGAGACGGCACAACAGAUAUGGGUGGGCGUGGAGCGCAACACAUCCGGUGCUGUUUACGUUUUCAGCUGCGUGACGCAGGAGAUCAUCGACUCCAUCGACUUUGAAGAGGACUGUGACUCUGCUGUACUGACAGUGUUGGCUGUUCCACACCCACGACAGGCAGCGGAGAACAAGGCUCUGAACACGCUGCAGCAGCAGCAGCAGCAGUUAGUUCUGGUCGGUAUGGCAUGCGGUUAUGUGCUAGUCUUCCAAGCCACGGCCGGUCAGGAUGGUGAGCAGUCAUUACCCUUGAGGCACUGUAUCUGCAGGCUGGAUACCAAGACAGGUCAACCCUGUAUGGUGCUGGCCAACGGGCCAACGCCAGCCUCCGUAGUCUGUAGCUUCGGCAAUAGCAUCUUGCUGCUGGACGUGCCUGAAAUCUUGCAGCUGUCGAGCAGCAGUGGCAAGCCUGACUACCCGCGCUGUGUUAAAACACAGUACCUGAAGAACACACGCACGCUGGCCAGCAUACUGGUGGACGAUAGCGGUAAGCCUCUUCUCGACCGGCAGUACCUGCGCCCGGGCAUCGUCAAGAUGGAGAGCAGCUCGCACGGCGUGUGGAUGAUGCAGCGGCACAGCAACCUGGUGAUGCUGCUGGAUAGCAGCCUGUCACGCUGUAGACUCAUUCUCAACUACAAGGAAGUUGCUGGCAUCGCGGAUGUGGUGGAGGCAUAUCUACUCUGCAUGGCAGUAACUGGGCCAAUGCUGUGGCUAGGUACCCGUGGUGGUCACAUUGCUGUGAUCAACAUAGCCAGAGCUCUGGCAUUGUGGAAUGGCAGAGAGGUCGUGGAUGAUGUGUCAUGCCUAAUGGCAUUGCGUCAGCCCUUGCCCGGAUGCCGUGUGAUCAGCCUCACCGCACUGGCCGAUGGUGCACUGUUAUCUGCGGAUGCUGGUGGCAAUGCACAGGCGGUAUGCUGCAUACAGCGGAGACUGAACAACGCACCAGAGUCGGCUGCAGCGUGCGUUGGCGUGUUCAUCAUCGACGUUGCCGUCGACAUGUUGAGCAUUGGUAAAUGAGCAAGCGUGUACGUGCGCGUGCUUGUUGGUGCGGAUGUCGGUCACACGCUUAUAUCUGCGUUUCACUCGUACAUCUGACGUGAGGACGAAACAGUUCUGUCCGCAGAUUCCUGUGAGCUACAUGUAGCCGUUUGGUAAUGAUGUUGAAAUGCAGCUUUGCAGAUCUCUGGCCACUUGACAAAAUCAUGCUUGACUGCUUCACUGCCUCAUGCGCCAAAGUCAAAUGCAGUUCUUGCUGGAACUUGAUCCAUUGCUGGCUUGCCAUGAGUAGCUGUCACCCGUGGACGCGAUGCCGUUUGGCAGUCGUUCGUGCAGUGCCACUGCCCAUACCAGCUUCUUCUAUGCAGUUUUGAGUAACCACCAUUGUACUGUCCACUGGUGUUGGUGCAAGACUGAAUAUUGUGAACAGAAUGUACAAGCGUGAGCUCCCACGUAGGGAGCAACACACAAUUCCAGAAUGUACAAUGUGUAUGAAAUUAAUUCAUUAUCUUUUCUAUCCCUAGUUUUGAGGCCGAAACAACGGUCAAAAGUCCGAUUGAUUCUACACAAUUUGGCCUCUUCAUCGCUAUCAUGAAAUUAUUGUCUCCGAAAUGGCUAAAUCACUACUUUUCAGAUUGAUCCUCGUCCGUAUUUUGAUUUUGACCCACAGUCACAUUCUAUGUUAUAUGCUCUCUUAGGUAUGGCUCAUGAUUGAUCUAUGUUAUAUGCUCUCUUAGGUAUGGCUCAUGAUUGAUCUAUGUUAUAUGCUCUCUUAGGUAUGGCUCAUGAUUGAUCUAUGUUAUAUGCUCUCUUAGGUAUGGCUCAUGAUUGAUUUCAUCCUACACUCUAGUAUAAUAUCAAGUGUGCUGGACACACUUUUAAAUCAUGCUUGGAAAAGUCAGAGUGGUUAUCUUUAGAGAAUUACAUUACACUAAAGCUUAUGGAGUGAUGGCUUGCAUAAUUUUGAUUUCUAAAGUAUUUGAAACUAGCCGACCUUGACUUUCUUCAUUAUUCCCGUGAGUAAAUUCUAAUUUUUCUCCGCUGAUUCAGUGUCAUUGCAUGUUUAUUCUAUUCUUCUGCCUCAAGUAUAUCUUGCGUAAUCAAAAUUGAUUUUCUUUUUCUUUUUUCCCCUAGUACAUAUCAUUUGUACGGGAAAAUUACACAAUGAAUGCAAUGCUCCUACUUAAUGUAAUGAAAACAUAUAAUUGA
Molecule: messenger RNA, 7647 nt
Organism: Sycon ciliatum
Lineage: Eukaryota; Metazoa; Porifera; Calcarea; Leucosolenida; Sycettidae
Exons: 20
Coding region: 487-6459 (1990 amino acids)
Molecular function (GO): protein binding; GTPase activity; GTP binding
Source: RefSeq, a predicted model, not a curated record